GACACGCGUGCCAGGUUUCACUCUCUCAUCAGGACGUCCCAAGGGCAUCGAAGCGAGCCAAGAUGUCUCACCAUUGUACCAAGUUCUCUGGCCAUUGGAAGAUCAUCGUGUACGAUGAGGAGUGCUUCCAGGGCCGCCAUCAUGAGUUCACCUCAGAGUGUUGCAAUGUUAUGGAGUUUGGCUUUGAGAGUGUUCGCUCACUGAGGGUAGAGAGUGGAGCGUGGGUGGGCUAUGAGCACCCCUCUUACCAGGGCCAGCAGUUUGUGCUGGAGCGAGGAGAGUACCCUCAGUGUGAUGCCUUUGGAGGAAGCAAUGCUUACCACAUUGAGAGGAUGACCUCCUUCAGGCCUAUCUCCUGUGCUAACCACAGGGAGUGCAGAAUGACCAUCUAUGAGAGGGAGAACUACCUGGGUCGUAAAGGAGAGCUAAGCGAUGACUACCCCUCACUGCAGGCCAUGGGCUGGUGCAACAAUGAAGUGGGCUCCAUGCGCAUCCACUCUGGAGCUUUUGUCUGCUACCAGUACCCUGGCUACCGUGGAUACCAGUACAUCAUGGAGUGCGACCGCCACGGUGGGGAGUACAAACACUUCAGGGAGUUUGGCUCUCACUGUCAGACUCCUCAGAUCCAGUCCAUCCGCCGUAUCCAGCAGUAA
Molecule: messenger RNA, 653 nt
Organism: Colossoma macropomum (tambaqui)
Lineage: Eukaryota; Metazoa; Chordata; Actinopteri; Characiformes; Serrasalmidae
Gene: cryba4
Product: crystallin, beta A4
Exons: 6
Coding region: 63-653 (196 amino acids)
Biological process (GO): lens development in camera-type eye; visual perception
Molecular function (GO): structural constituent of eye lens
Source: RefSeq, a predicted model, not a curated record